CAACGUUAGAGAAACAACAUGGAAGGUGGGGGAAUACAGAACUUAUCCAUAAAUGGCAAUGCAUCAGACAUCCACCCUGUCACACACAGUCUAUGGGAGGUCAUAACCAUAGCAACUGUGUCGGCCAUCGUGAGCCUGAUUACGAUAGUGGGGAACGUCCUGGUGAUGCUGUCGUUUAAGGUAAACAGCCAGCUGAAGACAGUCAACAACUACUAUCUGCUGAGUUUGGCUGUAGCUGACCUCAUUAUAGGUGUGUUCUCUAUGAACCUCUACACCUCCUACAUACUGAUGGGAUACUGGGCACUGGGGAGUGUGGCUUGUGACCUCUGGUUGGCUUUGGACUACGUGGCCAGUAAUGCGUCAGUGAUGAACCUGCUGGUAAUCAGUUUUGACCGGUACUUCUCCAUCACCAGACCCCUGACCUACAGAGCCAAGCGCACCCCCAAACGGGCUGGGGUCAUGAUAGGCAUGGCCUGGCUGGUGUCCCUCAUCCUGUGGGCCCCUCCCAUACUGUGCUGGCAGUAUUUUGUGGGGAAAAGGACAGUCCCUGAAAGGCAGUGUCAGAUCCAGUUCUUCUCGGAGCCAGUGAUAACAUUUGGGACAGCCAUUGCUGCAUUUUACAUCCCAGUGUCAAUCAUGACCAUCCUGUACUGUCGGAUCUACAAGGAGACGGAACGUCGCACCAAGGACCUCGCUGAGCUCCAGGGCAUCAACAGUUCCACAGACACUGGUGUCACCAAACCCCAGAAAACCAUCAUUAGAUCCUGCUUCAACUGCAAGCAGCUCAGCUCUGCCUCCCGGGACAGAACCCAGGCCUCCUGGUCCUCCUCCAACAGGAGCAAUGCAGCCAAAUCAGCAGCAGCCACCAACGACGAGUGGUCCAAGACAGACCAGCUGACCACCUUCAACAGCUAUGCCUCCUCGGAGGACGAGGAGCGGCCCGUGUCCCCGGGGGCCUUUCAGCCCACCUGCCAGGAGUGUAGGCAGAGCACGGGUGCAGCGGGCUGUGAUAAAGAACAGCUCAGCAGUUAUGAGGAGAACAACUUCUUCCACACGCCACCAAAGACCAACUCCCAGAAGAGCAAGAAGUGUGUGUCCUACAAGUUUAAACCAGUUCCCAAAGACACUAGCAGUGGUGCCCAGCAGAGCAAGAAUGGGGACACUAACAUGGCCCCAUCAUCUUUCUCUUCAGCUGACUCUAUGAGUGCCCCACCCUCCACCUCCUCCUCCAAGCCAAUAGACACCACUCUGAAGAUCCAGCUGACCAAGAGGAAGAGGAUGGUGCUGAUUAAGGAGAGGAAGGCUGCCCAGACUCUCAGUGCUAUCCUGCUGGCCUUUAUCCUGACAUGGACACCAUACAACAUCAUGGUGCUCAUCUCCACCUUCUGCUCUGACUGCAUCCCUGUGUCUCUCUGGCACCUGGGCUACUGGCUGUGCUAUGUCAACAGUACAGUCAACCCAAUGUGCUACGCCCUCUGUAACAAGACCUUCCAGAAGACCUUCCGCAUGCUGCUGCUCUGUCAGUGGAAGAAGAAGAGAGUGGAAGAGAAACUUUACUGGUACGGGCAAAACCCUGUAGUGAGCAGCAAGCUAACAUGAGCCAUUCACACCUUCCUUUUAGAGGACGAGUAUCAAGACUAUAUGACUCGAUAGAUGUGGAAAUAUUUCUGUCAGUAUUUGAGUUAUGUCUACAAGUAGGGUGUGUCAAAGGUGCAAAGGUUAGAGACAAGACUCUAGUUUGUCAAUGGUAUUGUUCUUUAAUCAAUACCUUGAUCACUGCUCACUACAAGGAAUUCAGAAGUGUUUGAUAAUCUUGCCCCAAAUGCUGAUACUGUACACCAAUACAUCAUUGAACAUGUAAAUAUAAAAAAAUAACCCAACAUGCACAAAAAAGUUAGAGAUAUUUCAUAGAAAAACAUGUUGUGAAUGUUUUCUAGGCAUUAUGUUAGACUACAUUGUGUUUAUUUUAAGGGCUAUCACAGUUCUUGACUUGAUUUCAGAGUGAGCUGGAUAACAAAUGAUUGUACACUCUGAUCAUCAAAAGCCUUGUUCACAUGUACCAUUGACUUUUGUCAGAUACUAAUAAUCAAACAUUCAACAGCCAAUCUUUCCACCAAUACACAAGCACAUAUACAGUACACAUGUAUUCAUCCCUCAAUCCAAAUGAAUCCAGACACCACAGAAACAGAGGGGAAGAGAUUUGAUUAAAGUAAAUGCUGAGUUUGCGAUAUCAAAUUCUAUUUAACAAUUAGUCUUACUCUCAACUCAGCAGCUUUAAUCUGCACAUAAACUGUGUAAAACACGUGAUUUCAUGCAAUAGUUUAUGGGACACUUCCGCAUAAAGUAUACACCUGACAAAUUACUUGUCAGAUAAGGAUUAGCCUUUAAUCAAUCAUAGUGGGUUCAGUUCAGGCCUAAGCAUGGGAUCAUAUCAGGGAGUGAUUUAAUCUGUCCAGGGUCACUAUAAGUCACUCAGUACAGUGACAGCCCUCAA
Messenger RNA from Oncorhynchus kisutch (coho salmon), 2494 nucleotides. It is a transcript of the gene chrm5a, whose product is annotated as cholinergic receptor, muscarinic 5a. Gene Ontology annotation, cellular component: synapse; dendrite; plasma membrane. The transcript has a single exon. Gene Ontology annotation, biological process: gastric acid secretion; adenylate cyclase-inhibiting G protein-coupled acetylcholine receptor signaling pathway; G protein-coupled receptor signaling pathway, coupled to cyclic nucleotide second messenger. The record is from RefSeq and is a predicted model, not a curated record. NCBI's taxonomy places the organism in Eukaryota, Metazoa, Chordata, Actinopteri, Salmoniformes, Salmonidae. Gene Ontology annotation, molecular function: G protein-coupled serotonin receptor activity; G protein-coupled acetylcholine receptor activity. Bases 19 to 1599 code for a protein of 526 amino acids.